CUGACUUGCCUGGUUAAAUAAAGGUACAAAUAAAUGGUAGACACACCUAACCUCUGACCCCUCUCACAGAAAGCCCAGGCAGAGGACAAUGAGCGUAAAUGGAAAGGAACCUCCACCCUACAACACACCAGUUGAAGGACAAGGUGAUAGUGGGGUGAAGGUAUAUCAUGUCCAUACCCCCUUCAACCCUCCUUCCUCCACCAUCCCCUCCAGUGACUACUCUGUGUUUCAGUCUCAGUCUCAGGGAAAGCCAGUGUACACCAGUGGAGGAGGUGGUAUUGGAGGAGGUGGGGAAACUCCCACUCAGAAGUUUGUGAGUUAUGACACAGAACUGGGCCGUUCAGAGGGCAUGACCACCUGUACUUCCUGUCAACAACAGGUGAUGACGAACGUGACCUAUAAAGUCGGAGCCUACGCCUGGCUCAUGUGCAUCCUCUUCAUCCUCUGUGGGUUGGUAGUGGGCUGCUGUCUGAUCCCGUUCUUCAUGAAACACUUUAAGGAUGCGUACCACUCCUGUCCUCGUUGCAACCGCAUUAUCCACGUGGACAAGCCACGCUGCUGCUGACCACCCUACCACCACCCACCACUAGGGGAGCUGUUGCUGACCGCCAUACCACCACCCACCACUAGGGGAGCUGUUGCUGACCGCCAUACCACCACCCACCGCUCUACCACCACCCACCACUAGGGGAGCUGCUGCUGACCACCCUACCACCACCCACCA
Oncorhynchus gorbuscha (pink salmon) is the source of this 724-nucleotide messenger RNA. Its product is annotated as lipopolysaccharide-induced tumor necrosis factor-alpha factor homolog. The record is from RefSeq and is a predicted model, not a curated record. The transcript is spliced from 4 exons. NCBI's taxonomy places the organism in Eukaryota, Metazoa, Chordata, Actinopteri, Salmoniformes, Salmonidae. Bases 89 to 565 code for a protein of 158 amino acids. Gene Ontology annotation, molecular function: zinc ion binding.